GGUAAAUAAUAAAUAUGUCCAAUACGGAUAAAAACUGUAAAAUUAAUGACCAUCAGGACUCGGAAUUGUCUUCAAGUAACAGCAAUAACACAUCCACAAGCUCCAGUGACUUUGAUACCAGCAGAAAACACAAAUUACGUCGCAGAUCCAGCCGAAAUGUAUCAUUCCACUAUCAGGCGCUGCCCAUGCGUAUAGUUGGCGAUAAUAAUUCUGUGAUAAUAGCCGACAUUCCCUGCUCUUCUCGGGAUAUAACUCUAAAUUCCGCUCAGAUAAUCGCGGAUAGUUCCGACUCAGAGUUCCACAUUUCAAACGAUACGAGCAACGACGAGCCGGCCAACAAAUCCAUAACUUAUGCAGCGCGACCAAUAGAAAAACCCGAUUUGGAGUUUAUAAGAAAGUUGCGAAAACGCAAACAUCGGCCAAACAAAACCUUGUAUAAAGAUUGAAUUUCAAAUAACAACUGCUGACCAGGGCUG
Drosophila takahashii is the source of this 476-nucleotide messenger RNA. RefSeq lists its product as uncharacterized. Lineage: Eukaryota; Metazoa; Arthropoda; Insecta; Diptera; Drosophilidae. The record is from RefSeq and is a predicted model, not a curated record.